ACCUUAUUCUGUAGGGUUUUCCACCCAAAAUUCUCUAGCGUUUUCUCUCCCAUUCGCGCCGGCCUUGUCCCCUUCCUCUUCGUCGCCAUCCACCGCCGAAGUCGAGCUCCGACUUGGGCUUCGUUGCUAUCUCCGACUUCCUGUGAGUCGCCAUCCACCGCUGAAGACGAGCUCCGUCGCCAUCUCCGCAGAAGACCAUCUCCGAUUUCGAGUUUCAGACGACUGGCGCAUCUUCAUCUUCUUCCACGGUAAGGUUUCCGGCCACGUUCUGUUCUUAUUUCUGUAGAUCCGGCGAGCGAUCUUGGUCUUCGACCACUGAUCUGGAGUCUUCGUCCACCGGAAGCGAUCUUGGUCUCUGUUUCAGCGAGCGAUCUUCGUGUUCGCCAUCUCCGCCGAAGUCGACCUCCGAUUCCGACUUGCAGACUGCCGUUCAUCCUCGUCGCCAUCUUCGCCCACGGGCAUAUGAGUUUCUAUUCCCAGCUUUUUGAUUCUUGUCACCCUAAUGAGGUUGCGCUUUAUCAAAAACUCAUUAAAACAAUUCUAGUUGCAAACUAAAUUAUGUUUGGCUUUCUUAAGUUGAAGGGCAAUUAUAUCAUUUUGCAACAUCCUGGCUUUUGUAAAGACAUGUGGAAAGGAGGGAAUGGGUGUGAAUGGCCAAACCAGUGUCAAGUGAGGACAUGGGGUGGGGAAGUAAUUAGAAGAAAAAGAAGUUAUAUUGCAAUCAGAGUAAGAAACAAAGAGGUAUUCAUCUUAUCCUUCAAAGAUGCGGGAAGAGGAAGUAAAUAGAUGUCAGAUUCAGGAAUGGUACCCAAAAUUUAAAAGCAUCUCUAUUAAAACUGUUAUUCAUGAGCUUCCGGAAUCCUUUAUUCAGUACCUUCUUGAUGAUUCUAGGCCUUUCCUUCUUCCUCUUUCCAUUUCAAAGGAAGAUGCCCUACCCAACCGAAUCCAUAAACCAGAAGAAGAAGAAGAUUAUGUAAUAUCGGAAGGGUCUGUGGAUGAAUCAGAACAACCUUCUCCAGCACCUUCUUUCCCAGAGCUUGAAUUGAAGAUCAAGGAAUCAAUUGAAUCCCUUGGCGGUGCUGUUUUUCCUAAGCUAAAUUGGAGUGCACCCAAAGACUCAGCUUGGAUUAGCUCAACUGGGAGUCUCAAAUGCACCUCUUUCAGUGAGAUUGCACUUUUGCUACGGUCAUCUGACUCACUCGUUCAUGAUCUUUGUCAUGCGUAUGAUUCCUGCAGUGAUAAAACUUCAUCAAGACCCUCAAGUUUUUCCCUAGCCCUCCGCAAGUGGUACCCCUCUCUCCGGCCAGAGAUGGAAUUCCGUUGUUUCAUAUAUGACCAGCACCUAGUUGGCAUUUCCCAGCGUGAGGUCACUGGGUUUUAUCCUGCUCUUGUUGAGAGGAAAAAGGAGCUAGAAAUGUUAAUCCAGGAAUUCUUUCUGGAUGAAGUGAGGCUGAAAUUUGAGUCAGAAAAUUACACAUUUGACGUUUAUGUUAGAAAGGAUGGGCGGGUUAAGCUUUUGGAUUUCAAUCCAUGGGGUGCAUUCACACUUCCUCUGCUAUUUACUUGGGAGGAACUGGAGCAAAGUUUCAGCAAAGACGCAAAUGCUUUAGAAUUUAGAGUAGUGGGAAGUCAAUUUGGAGUAAGGCCAGGAUUAAAAACUGCAGUUCCUUAUGAUUACAUAGAUAUUAGUUCAGGGAGUGGCUGGGAUCAAUUCUUGAGGAAUGCUGAUGAGGAGUUGCGACGACAGACUGAGUUUUCUGAUGCAUGUGAUUAAGGGAUUGUUGUUCCCAUUUAUGUAUUGUAGAACCUUCAAUACUAUAGUUGUCUGACUACACUUAACCUCUUUGUUCUUUUGCCCCUUCUUUUGGACUUAUAAUUGCGUAGCAACUUGGAUUUUAAUUGCCUGUACCAAGAGAUUCAGGAUAACUUAUUUUUGGUUGUCACGUGUACUUUGCUAUUGUUUUGAACUUGUUUCACCCAUUUCCAUA
Diospyros lotus (date-plum) is the source of this 1988-nucleotide messenger RNA. RefSeq lists its product as uncharacterized. Gene Ontology annotation, cellular component: cytoplasm. The coding region runs from base 764 to 1774 and encodes 336 amino acids. The record is from RefSeq and is a predicted model, not a curated record. NCBI's taxonomy places the organism in Eukaryota, Viridiplantae, Streptophyta, Magnoliopsida, Ericales, Ebenaceae. The transcript is spliced from 3 exons.